AUGGCUCCCCUGGCCUUGGUGGGGUUCGCACUCCUCCUGGGGGCUCCCCCGUGCUCGGGGGCGGCCACCCCGACCCCCUCCCUGCCGCGUCCCCUGGCCAAUGACAGCGACGCCAGCGCAGGGGGCUGCCAGGGCUCCAACCGCUGCCAGCCGGGGGUCCUGCUCCCCGUGUGGGAGCCCGACGACCCAUCGCUGGGCGACAAGGCAGCUCGGGCCGUGGUCUACUUCGUCGCCAUGGUCUACAUGUUCCUGGGCGUGUCCAUCAUCGCCGACCGCUUCAUGGCGUCCAUCGAGGUGAUCACGUCCAAGGAAAAGGAGAUCACCAUCACCAAGGCCAACGGCGAGACCAGCGUGGGCACAGUGCGCAUCUGGAACGAGACGGUGUCCAACCUCACGCUCAUGGCCCUGGGCUCCUCGGCGCCCGAGAUCCUGCUGUCGGUCAUCGAGGUCUGUGGCCACAACUUCCAGGCGGGUGAGCUGGGCCCGGGCACCAUCGUGGGCAGCGCCGCCUUCAACAUGUUCGUGGUCAUUGCCGUGUGCAUCUACGUCAUCCCGGCCGGCGAGAGCCGCAAGAUCAAGCACUUGAGAGUCUUCUUUGUCACUGCCUCUUGGAGUAUCUUCGCCUACGUCUGGCUUUAUCUCAUCCUUGCUGUCUUUUCCCCAGGGGUCGUCCAGGUGUGGGAGGCGCUGCUGACCCUCGUCUUCUUCCCGGUGUGCGUGGUCUUCGCCUGGAUGGCGGACAAGCGGCUGCUCUUCUACAAGUACGUGUACAAGCGCUACCGCACCGACCCGCGCAGCGGCAUCAUCAUCGGCGCCGAGGGCGACCCCCCCAAGAGCAUCGAGCUGGACGGCACGUUCGUGGGGGGCGAGGUCCCGGGCGAGGUGGGCGGCCUGGGUCCCGGCCCCGCCGAGGCGCGCGAGCUGGACGCCAGCCGGCGCGAGGUCAUCCAGAUCCUCAAAGACCUCAAGCAGAAGCACCCAGACAAAGACCUGGAGCAGCUGGUGGGCAUCGCCAACUACUACGCGCUGCUGCACCAGCAGAAGAGCCGCGCCUUCUACCGCAUCCAGGCCACGCGGCUGAUGACCGGCGCGGGCAACGUGCUGCGGCGCCACGCGGCGGACGCCUCGCGCAGGGCCGCCCCGGCCGAGGGCCCCGGCGACGACGAGGACGACGGCGCCAGCCGCAUCUUCUUCGAGCCCAGCCUCUACCACUGCCUGGAGAACUGCGGCUCCGUGCUGCUGUCGGUGACCUGCCAGGGCGGCGAGGGCAACAGCACCUUCUACGUGGACUACCGCACCGAGGACGGCUCCGCCAAGGCCGGCUCCGACUACGAGUACAGCGAGGGCACGCUGGUGUUCAAGCCGGGCGAGACACAGAAGGAGCUGCGCAUCGGCAUCAUCGACGACGACAUCUUCGAGGAGGACGAGCACUUCUUCGUGCGCCUGCUGAACCUGCGCGUGGGCGACGCGCAGGGCAUGUUCGAGCCCGACGGCGGCGGGCGGCCCAAGGGGCGGCUGGUGGCGCCGCUGCUGGCCACGGUCACCAUCCUGGACGACGACCACGCGGGCAUCUUCUCCUUCCAGGACCGCCUGCUGCACGUGAGCGAGUGCAUGGGCACCGUGGACGUGCGCGUCGUGCGCAGCUCGGGCGCGCGCGGCACCGUGCGCCUGCCCUACCGCACGGUGGACGGCACGGCGCGCGGCGGCGGCGUGCACUACGAGGACGCGUGCGGCGAGCUCGAGUUCGGCGACGACGAGACCAUGAAAACCCUUCAGGUGAAGAUAGUUGAUGAUGAGGAAUAUGAGAAGAAGGACAAUUUCUUCAUCGAGCUGGGCCAGCCACAGUGGCUGAAGCGAGGGAUUUCAGCGCUGCUGCUCAAUCAAGGGAACGGGGACAGGAAGCUGUCGGCGGAGGAGGAGGAGGCUCGGAGGAUAGCAGAAAUGGGCAAGCCGGUUCUCGGGGAAAACUGCCGGCUGGAGGUCAUCAUCGAGGAGUCGUAUGACUUUAAGAACACGGUGGAUAAACUCAUCAAGAAAACGAACUUGGCUUUGGUGAUCGGGACCCACUCGUGGAGGGAGCAGUUUUUAGAGGCAAUCACGGUGAGCGCAGGGGACGAGGAGGAGGAGGAGGACGGGUCCCGGGAGGAGCAGCUGCCGUCCUGCUUUGACUACGUCAUGCACUUCCUGACGGUGUUCUGGAAGGUGCUGUUCGCCUGCGUGCCCCCCACCGAGUACUGCCACGGCUGGGCCUGCUUCGGCGUCUGCAUCCUGGUCAUCGGCCUGCUCACCGCCCUCAUUGGGGACCUCGCCUCCCACUUCGGCUGCACUGUUGGCCUCAAGGACUCCGUCAACGCCGUCGUCUUCGUGGCCCUGGGCACCUCCAUCCCCGACACGUUCGCCAGCAAGGUGGCGGCGCUGCAGGACCAGUGCGCGGACGCGUCCAUCGGCAACGUGACGGGCUCCAACGCGGUGAACGUGUUCCUGGGCCUGGGCGUGGCCUGGUCGGUGGCCGCCGUGUACUGGGCGGUGCAGGGCCGCCCCUUCGAGGUGCGCACCGGCACGCUGGCCUUCUCCGUCACGCUCUUCACCGUCUUCGCCUUCGUGGGCAUCGCCGUGCUGCUCUACCGGCGCCGGCCGCACAUCGGCGGCGAGCUGGGCGGCCCGCGCGGCCCCAAGCUCGCCACCACCGCGCUCUUCCUGGGCCUCUGGUUCCUCUACAUCCUCUUCGCCAGCCUCGAGGCUUACUGCCACAUCCGAGGCUUCUAGAGCGCGCCCAGAGACUCGGCCGCCCCCUGGAGACAGCUGCACCUGCUGCCUACUCGCUGGUCUCCGUUGGCCUCCAGAGAGUCAGCCUCCUCUUCUGGGACUCAGCCUCCCUUCCUCCUGGGAAUUGAUCGCCCCUCUCCUCUGCCCCCACUAACAACCUCCUCUUGCCCUUGGGAGCCUCUCCAGGUCCUCUGGCGAGUGACUGCAGCCCAUUCCUGUUAGCUACUGUCUACACCCCUGGGGAGAUUGCCACCUCGAGGCCCUUCCCCUGAGACCCUCCCCCCAGCGACCUUCUAGAGAAUCUAUCAUCUCUCAGCCCAGACACCCAGCCUUGCUCCAUCCCUUAAGAGCCCCUUUCGCUAGAGGAGCCCACUACCACGGACCUGUGCCCCAGGGCCUCAGAACUUAGCCCUCCCUGGGGGACCCUUCAAGGAGGCUGAUCCAUCCCAGAUGUCACAGAUCUCAACCCUUCCCUGCAACCCUAAGGGAGCUCCGUGCAGCCCCAGAGUUGGGGGAGGAAAGGGCGGGUGCGUGCAUAAGGGAGGGGCGUGCCUUCCCUGAUUUCUCUGCUGGGGGCCUUGGGAGGACACUCAUCCUCGAGGCUUGGAGAAGGGGAGGGGAGCAGUCUGGGGUUUCAGAGCUGGAGGAGGAACAUUUGGAACCUGCAACUUCUCACAUUCCAGCGCCCCCAGUCGCCUCCACUACCUCUGAGAGCCCAGCCACGCCUUGGGGGGGGGGGGCUGUGUGUGUAUAUAGUGUGUUUGGGGGA
This is a messenger RNA of Diceros bicornis minor, 3535 nucleotides long. RefSeq names its product solute carrier family 8 member A2 (gene SLC8A2). The record is from RefSeq and is a predicted model, not a curated record. Gene Ontology annotation, molecular function: calcium:sodium antiporter activity. Gene Ontology annotation, biological process: calcium ion import across plasma membrane; cell communication; sodium ion transmembrane transport. Gene Ontology annotation, cellular component: axon; postsynapse; sarcolemma. NCBI's taxonomy places the organism in Eukaryota, Metazoa, Chordata, Mammalia, Perissodactyla, Rhinocerotidae. Bases 1 to 2766 code for a protein of 921 amino acids. The transcript is spliced from 9 exons.